Messenger RNA from Daldinia caldariorum, 998 nucleotides. RefSeq lists its product as uncharacterized. The coding region runs from base 285 to 977 and encodes 230 amino acids. The transcript has a single exon. Lineage: Eukaryota; Fungi; Ascomycota; Sordariomycetes; Xylariales; Hypoxylaceae. The record is from RefSeq and is a predicted model, not a curated record.
AUCCGUCAAACUGCAGCUAAAGUAGAGGUAUAGGUACCUUUUUACCUGCCAAAUCCGUUAGCUAUUGAUAUUAUCCAUGAUUAUAAGCACCAGUAGUUGUUAAUGAAAGUAGGCUAUCUUAAUCUCAUACUGGCGUCAUGAAAGAUGUCGUUGCUGUCAAUCAAAGUGCGGGGCAUUAACACCUGCGAAUGAAACUUGUGAGUGACCACUUGUUAUCAACUACAAGAAGUACGUCCUAUCGUGCCCGUUAAUUUUCUUAUGAUUCAAGCUGUCCCCAUAUAAACAUGGCUAACGUUGAGAAAUACUAUCUCCCGCCUACUCAGCUUAUCCCCAAUUCCCCACAACCUCUACUCCAUUACAAGGGACUCCUAGCACAAACCUCGGAACGCCAACCUGGAGCUAUCAAUGAUAGGCUAGAAAGAAAUCACUGGACUACACAAUGGAUAUUCCGUUACGGCCCGAGCCAACCAUCGCACUACCACUCACGAAUCCACGAGGCUAUGGUGGUACUCUCUGGAAAGGCAACUAUUAGGUUUGGUGUCGCGGAUACAGAUCCCGACCUUGAUAAUAAUACCUGGGGCGAUGCGAAAGAAAAAGGUGGGAUAGAGGUAGCGGCUAAUGUUGGAGAUGUUUUUAUAAUCCCAGCCGGCGUGGCUCACAAGACAUACGAUACUAGCCCAAGCGCUGAAUUCAGUUUAUUAACCCCAGGUGAUGGACACGGAAUACCCGGACCAGACGUCAGAAAAGCCUUGGUAAAUGUAAAACUUUCCGGGUACAUGAUGAUGGGUGCUUACCCUAAGAAUUGCGGCCACUGGGACUUCUCUACUGGAGGAGAGGAUGUGGGAAGUUUUGAGACCUCGUGGACUGUUCCUCGACCAGAGAAAGACCCCUUUCUAGCUGAUUCAAGGGAUGGCAUUGUCGGACAGUGGAAUGAUACUGAGGUUCCUGGUAGGAGAGCUGUAUCUAGUAAUCUUUAAAAUACUCAUUGACACAAGGUA